UCGUCACGUGACAUUUACCAAUAUGGCUACUGUGAUGUGCCCCGUCCUUGGGUUUUUAUGUAAACACUGUUUCGACUACACAGGAAUAGACGACAACGUAAUUUAUUCUUGAGCAGGGCAGAGGGAAGUAUUCAUGUGUUUAUCUUAAGGCUUUUAUCUCCGAUUGUCGUUUACGCUCUCCGAUAAAACAUCAACAGCCAAUCUUGAUUAAUGGGGCACCUGCCAAGUUCGCUGUGUAUUGCAGUCUGUUAAAAAUUGAUUACGAAGUAACUCUGCUGUCGUAACAUCACGGUGGGAUCGGAAGGGUUUCAGGUAGGAAUAUUUAAGAGUUGAUGAACCGAACGAAUGUAACCAUGUCCCAGGUCUACACGAUGCGGUUGCGACGGACUGACCAUGAACUUGAUUAUGAUCAGCUGUGAGUAUUGGAAGGUGGGGCUCUCCCACACACGAAAUGCCACAUGUUUUGAGACGAGUAACGAUACUGUUGAAGUGAAGUACUACUGAAAAUAAACGAUGGAUUCGGCCUCGAGAAUGACACUAGUGUUCGAGCGACCUGGCUCGGAUAUAAAAAAGGCCGGUUAUCUAAAAAAGUUGAAGACUAUGAAGAAGAAGUUCUUCCUAAUGCGAUCUACAAGCAGUAGUGGACCAGCAAGGUUUGAAUAUUACGACAGCGAAAAAAAGUUUCGGAAUGGUCAGGCACCAAAACGUGUUGUACAUCUACAUACCUGUUUCAACAUCAACAAAAAGUCAGACACACGCACAAAAAAUGCCAUUGCCCUCUACACACGCGACGACUGUUUCGCAGUCAUCGCUGAUACUGCAAUGGAGCAAGACCAUUGGUUAGAACUGUUACUGGAGUACCAGACAGAAUACUCUGACGGUGUAACUGUGACUCCAAGAAUACAUUUUGAUUAUGUGUGGCAGGUGACAAUUAAGCACCGCGGGCUUGGCUGUACGAUUCCGGGAAUGAGCGGCACGUAUCGCAUGUGUCUGUCCACAACUGACAUCUGCCUCUUCAGAAACAACUCCGACUUAUUUGAGUUCAACUUUCAGUUGUCCAGUAUCCGGCGGUGUGGCCAUUCAGAUGGAUACUUCUUCAUGGAUGUUGGACGUUCAGCACCAACGGGUGAGGGGGAGCUUUGGAUACAGGUGGAUGACACAGUCAUCGCACAGAGCAUGCAUGAGGUCAUCCUUUCCGCCAUGAGAACAUCGUCUAACAAUGAACAGGCUCACUUCCGACCGCGCAGCAGUACUAACACUUCAAUGAUCAACCGCCCCCGGGACAACAGCCACGACUUAAAUGGAACAGCUGCACUCAGGCCACGGACAGGAAGUGAAGGUCAGCGUGUUAAAGGACAAGGAAGUCCGAGCCGAAGACCUAUGUCGUCCGUGGUAUAUCGCUCCCCCAACACCAGUAUGGACAACACGCCACCGGUUGCUGCAGGACAAAACUCAUUCCAUCCCCAUUUAUUUGAGGCUGCCGGACAGCCAGCUUUCUACGAGAAUCAGAACGCAGCGCAUGCCACGCUGAAUUUUCCAGCUCCAGGCCACCGGGGUCGUUCUGACAGCGCCGAAUCACGCGGCUCACGCUGCAGUCAAGUAGCCUUGUCACCUGAUGCAUCCAUGUAUGGAUCAAGUCCAGGUGAUCAAUUAUCACAUCGUUCAAUGACUCCUGAGUCCAUGCGUCCGACCAUCACUGAAGAGUCGGCUUACUUUGACAUGUCCCCGGGGGCGGGGGCGAGAUCAACCACCCCCUCACCACCACAUCCUUUCACAACAGACAGAAUUGCCUCAGAUGCCAUAAUGAUAACGGGGUCGAGUAAACACGAAGGCUAUAUUGAGAUGAAGCCGAGUAGCUCGUUGGGAAGCAGUGUUGGAGGAAACGACACAGGCUACAUGGACAUGGCCAUUAAUUCACCCGGACUGCCACAGGACAAAGGUGUAAGUGAUAACUCCUACAUGAUGAUGGGUCACCAUGGGAACCGCCAAUCCUCCAUGUCUGUUCCGAUCCCGUCCCGUGUAACAAAGGAGGGAGGUUACGUGGACAUGAACAUGACUCCGACCAGUCAGCCUCUCCCCACAGUCAAAGAAGGCGGCAGUGGUGAGAGUUACCUGCCCAUGACCCCGACUGGUAUGAGUCCCAGAUCAGCUGCAGAUCUGAAGCCAGCGAAGGUCAUCAGUUAUCUGUCAGACGAUUCAAUGUCAGGAGAGUUCCCUAAACGAGCGUAUUCCCUGGGCAGUCGUCCGGUCAGUAAGACCUUACACCGACACACACACAUACCAGAGCCUUCUAUCCCGCUUGACCUUAAGGUUAUGGACAAUGGUCGUAGUUCAAGUGCUCCACAUCUAAUUGUCCAGAAAAUCAAGAAUCAGGCAGCGGCUUAUAUGCCUAUGGACGCCUCUUCCUACAGUGCAUCCAUAAAAUCUGAUGACUCCGAUUCCUUCAUGGAACUAGAUUUCUGUCGACCUCGCACUGCAAGUGAAAGUUACGGGUAUAGACCACGAGCGUCAAGUUUUGGGAAAAUGUACAACACCCAAGGACAUAGGCCAAGGUCAUCCAGCUACGGCCAGAGUUCACGGGGUGGUAAACAAAUGGGGUCAUUUGAGUCGGUGCGUACAACUUCGAAGGAAUUAUUACACAAACGAUCGUUCGAAUCCCUCAGUCGGUUCUCCACUACCUCCUCCAAAGCUUCUUCUUCCGAGUCGCUACGGAAAUUGGAGACCUCUUCGAAGUCAUCACAGCAGUCCGAUUACGUUGACAUGAACAUGAAUCGUAAUUCCGAAAAUAGUGGCUAUAUAGAUAUGUCAAUCGGAGGUCAAGGUCAGAGUGCAGGGUCUAAGUGUAGUGGUACGUCGCGCAGCUCAUCCUCGCAGAGUCUGAGCUCAUCGCCAGCUGUGAGUGGAUUUAUAAGUCCUAGUCGACCGGAGAAAUCAUCGCCGGAUAUCAAAAUCAUCAAGGCUUCUGGUCAUGUCGUGCAGAAACCGGUUGGAUUUAUUCCGUCACAUCAUACAGGUAGUUCCACUCACGGAACCGAUGGAAUUCCAAGCCAGGCAGCUCUGUUUAGUCCAGUGGCUUUUAAUUCAGGUUCAGGUGGGUCUCGCAGUCCUUCAGUCAAAGGACGUAGUCCAGCCAGCUCUGGGAGGGAGUCAGAGGAAGAGAGUUACGUCCCUUAUCAACCAGCUUCCUCAGACAAAAAUGACAGUAAUUUUAAAGGAUCCAGUGGAAAAGACUCUUCAAGUUCAGACUCUGGAAAAUUUUCAUUGAAGAAAAAAAAGCAUAAAAGUGACAAAAGUGAAAAAAAAUCUGCAGAAAAACAUAAAAAAGGAAGUUCUGAUAGUAAAAAGUUCGGAAAAAAUAGUCCAAAGGAUGGAAAACAUAGUCCAAAGUCUGAAUCAAAAUAUCAGAAGACAACAAGUGUUCAGGAUGACGUGUAUCUGGCAUAUGAACCGGGGUCGGAGACAUUGUCUGAAGGGAGUGACCGGCCAGCAGAGACUGCUAAUGUGUUGAAGAAACCAGAAUCUGUCCCGUCAUACACGAUAAAGUCUGCUGAGACCCACUCCACUCCCUGUAGUGAUUACAUGGAUUUUCAGCCGGAGGUUUCACAAGACACAAGUGUUAGAAAGAACACCCAAUCAGACGUCAGCAGGAAAGUCAAAGAUUCCAGUGAGAAAUCACCAGAGAGUAAAACACCGCAGAGCAGUGGGAAAAUAACACCAGAAGGCAUUCUGCCAGUUCAGAAUUUGUCGACAAAAUCCGAGCAAGCAGAACCAGUGGUUUUCUCUUUGGGGAGCAUGGAUGAUUACAUGACACACACCCCCGCAUCAUCUGGGGAAGAUAGACAACAAUCGCUAGAGCCAUCACUUACCAGUCAGGAACACGAGAAAACGCCGACCAAUCCUGGGGGACCUGCUGGAGAGUCCUACCUAUAUAUGGAGUUUGACCCUUCCGCACAUCGGGUUGAGGAAAGUGCAGUGGAUGUUAAGAAUCCCACCCGUGUUCGAUCCUACAUUGCUGAAAAAUCCAUGGAAACAGAUUUAGCAGAGGACAGCUCAAAUCCCACAAGUGCGAAAAAUCCAACUGUUCCGAAUCCACCUGUUAAAACAGGCAUUACUGGCAAAGUUAGCAAUGGAAGUGAUAUUUCAGGCCCUGAGUCAAAUAAGAUCAUUCAAAAGUCUCGGAAGGUUGUUGAACAGCCAACACCACCUAAAUUGGCGGAGAAAAAAGCGAACAUAGAUAAUUCUAAAGGAAACCUUGCUGAGAAACACAAGCGUGAUAGUCCUAAAGCUUUGUCAGGAAAGCUUGGGAAGUCUAAAGAGAAACCUGCGGAAAGACGGCUAGAAAUUAAAUCGUUGGCUGCUUCCGUACUUCCCGUACACGAGGAGGAGGAGGACGAUGGGUAUGUUGGCCUGGAUUUCAGUAAACCUAGAAAAUCUAAAGAGGAUUUAAUAGAGGAGACUGCACCCUCUGACUUGGACAGCCUUCGCCCUCUACCAGUACGGAGUGAGAUAUGUGGACUUGAAGGGUCGUUUUCCAAGGUCGUUAUAAAACGUCUUGUGUCUUUGCCAGGAGGUGAAUCAGACGAUGUGACUGACAGGCAGCCUCUGUGUCGAAAAAUCAGUGCUCCGUCCGUCGGACAGUACAACCAGAAAAUAGUCUCAGAUGUUAGAAUGUCUCCGGUGCGUAAGGGCAGUGUAUCUUCCCUCGGGGAGGAAUCAAACAACGGAAAGAGAGAAGAUGGGUCAUGUGAGUCGGUGGAGGGACAAGCUAGCGGUGCUACAGGGGCUGGACAAAGUUCAGCGUGUUCAGAACUCCACAAGCAGAAGAGCAUGCCGUGCAUGACUCUGCCAGUCGCUGAUGAGGCACCAGCUCCGAGCGUGGCAAUCGGUACAGCAGGUUUCUUCAACAAUCCUAGGAGUCGCCACAGUUGUUCGGACCUCACGGGGGCAUAUGAGCAAAUGACUUACCCAUCGGGAAACGACCUAGCAUCAACACAACAACAGUCAUCAUCACAACAACAGCUGGCGCCACCGGCCUGUGCACAGUUGAACUAUGCUUCAUUGGAUUUAGGGUCGUCGGAGACGGUCGACAGUAACGACCCCAAGUCCCCACGAAUCAAAAGUCGGCACUCAUCUGCUGAUGAACAAUCAGCUGGUCCAACGUUAUCAUACGCUCAAAUAGAUUUCAAAAAGUCAGAAAAUCUCAAGAGCGCUAGCAACAAGGACGUACUGUUCUCUUUUGAUUGAUGAAGGCUGGAUUUAGGAAAGUGUGAAUGCUUAUUUGUAAUUGAUUAUCGUGUAUUUAUAUGAUGCCCCAAGGAGCAUUUCAUCGUAUCUGUACAGCUAAGGAGUAUAUGCUAGGAGUUUGGUCAUUUUAUAAAUCACUGAAUUUUUGUCAAUACACAUUAUCGUUAUUGCCUUUUGAAUAACUUAUUUCUGAGGACUUUGUGUGGAAGAAAAAAUAAGAAAUGUCUAUCCACUUGAUUAACUCAUUCACCCCUGCAGACAAAUUUGAACUCCUCCAAUUCAAAAGUUUGAAUAGUUCAUUGUGAAAUUUCAGGGGGUGAAUAAGCUAAAUGUGUCUGAUAUUUACAAGGUAUUUGAAUUUUCAUGAUCAGCUCUCUUUCGAGGCAUGUAGUGAUCAAAUUUCUUGGAGACCUGAUGAUACGGUAUUGGAAAAAUAUGUAUUUAGAAAAAAAUGAGUGAUCAUGAUUAAUAGUUUACCUAUUAACAAUUUAAUUAAAAUUAUAAGGGAAAUAUUGUUAAAUUUGCAUUGUAACAUAUUUUCUUUUUCAAAGGUUGCUACUUAUGUACUUAAAAUAAUCAUGAUUGAAUUUGUACAUUAUUUCAAAAAUAAAAAUGAAAGUAAGUUUCUGUAAUUAUGUACAGAAAUAUAUAGUUAUGGCCCCUUCAGAGAUCUAAUGAUGUAAAAUUGUAUAAAUUAAGAAUUUGAGCAGGGAAAAGGCAUCAGGAGUUUUGAUCAAAUUUCACGACUUAAUCAAUGUUGUUCAAAAUGAAUUCAUAUGUCUCCUCUAUACAUUUUCAUUAUAGGAGAUAAUCAAAAAUAGUGCUAAAGUGAAAUUACAUGAUGAAUUUGUUUCAGGAAUUUCCUAUAUGAUUAAAUAAGAAGUUAUGAAUGUUUGCUUGGCAUGAAACACUAUGUUCAGUAUAUGAUUUGGUGUAUUCAUUGUCUCUGUUACAUGUUAUUUCUUACGUAUUUAAUACGUAAGAAAUUUGUUAUGGUUUCUGAGAAUGGUCUGUAAGCACAUUCUACCCUCAAACCCUUUUAAAUAUUAUUUCAGGGUUUGGCUAAGGUUUCCUGAAAGGAAUUGAAUGUGUUCUAUCAUGAAAGUAUUCAAUAGGCUAUAGCUUUCGGUUUUAUUGUCGGAUGUGAGGGGGCAAGUGUAUACUAUAGAUUAUGUGGUAAAACCUGUUUCAUCUGCACCAAAAGUCCAUAAUUAUUUUUUCCAAAACUGGUAAAGGGAUAUACGGGUCUCAGCUAUGUCAAAACUUACCAUAUUAGUGAUGUUUAUAUCAAGAAAAAUGUUCAAUUUGAUUAAUGUUUUGAUAAUUAAUUUAAUGGUAACCAAAACACACGUUAAAAGAUGCGUAAGGAAAAAUGAAUUUUGAAAUUACAAAAAUGAAAUUUUGAAAAUUUAACUGGCGUGGUCAAUGACCUUCAGCUUCGUCCUAUUUGCUGUAUUUUAUUUUUAUUUUUAUUUAAACACAUUUUAUUUGUAUCAAAAUAUAUAUAUUGGGAUUGGGUACAAGGUUCUAACUUAUAUAAAUCCCUUUCCCAAUAGAAUUUAACAAUAAGAGAUUACAAGAUGACAUAUUUUCUUCUGUACACUAAUGUGUGUUAGUACUCUCAUUUAUAUUUCUUCAAUAUAUGUUUUCCCUCGGAAGUAUUAAAUGUUAAACAACAAUUUUUACAUUAACAAAAGAAUUAGGUUGUAACGCCAAUAAGAUGUCCCGAAUACAGGAAGUGUAAGAGACUAAUGUGUCGGUGAUAUUGUUUUGCGAUACUAAACAGUAUAAAUCAAUGUACCAGUGAAAUUGUGUUGAUACACAUUACAGAAACAUGUUUUAUAAUUGGUUAUCUGGACUUAAUUUAAAGACUUUCUCAUUUGAAAUAAUUUUAUACAAAUCACAGGUAUAAUACGUAAGGGAGAUAACUAACAACAAGUCACAGGUAUGAUAUAUAAGUUUAAUACAAAUCACAGGUAGAUUAUGGAAGGGAGAAAACUAACCAAUAAUCACAGGUAUGAUAUGUAAGGGGGAUAACUCUAACACAAAAUCACGGGUAUAAUUUGUGAGGGAAAUAACUUGAACACAUAACAUUGGUAUAAAGUGUGAGGUAGGGUAUAUCCUUAAAUACAUUCAAACCACACCAUUUAAUAUCAUACUUGUGUUUUUAAUUGAGGGCUGUUGAUGAAGUUUGUCAUGUUAAAACAAACUUUGCUGAUUUUUUACAACAUUUUUCUUUUUAAAAUAUCAAUCCCUAUUGAAUUAUUACUAAAUUUUGAUGUGAACAUAUCAUAUCUUUAAUUUGGCUCUCAUUAUUAACUUUGUGUUUUAAAAUUAAUCUGAAUAUAUUAUUUAGACUCUUUCACUUCCGCAAAGUCCCUCUUUUGCAUAUCACAACUUGAUACUGUCAUCAUACAAUCAAAGCCAUUCACAUCGGUACCUUGGAACAUCAUAACCAUCAGCUUACUCAAAUAGAGUUUUGCCAACUAACUUUGCAAUCAUGCAGCUCAAAUGUGAAAUAAUGCCCUUUUUUCAUCAAGCCUGGGGUUAGUGCUGAAAAGAUUGACAGGUACAAAAAAGUUUAAAUUAAAAUUCAUAUUUGAAUACAUAAGAGUAAUUUCUUUGCAUUGUAUGUUGAUCAAGUGUAACCCUUUCACCCCUAUGUAACUUAAGUAGACUCUACCAUGCAUUGAUCUGGAUGAGUCCAUUAUGGUCUACAGUGGUGAAAGGGUUAACAUCAAAGCUGGAGUUCUGGAAUGGUUAACAUGAAAUGCUAUUUCAAAAAAACCAAAUUGUGGUUGCAAAUAGUCAUGUGUCCCUUAUAUAAUGCAUUUAAAAUGUAUAUGCUUAUUAUCAUCUCUAAGGCAUCUAAAUGAACAAUUUCUGAGGGCAAAUUUUGUCACAGAUCGUACGGUUGCUUCCUGCCUAGUUUACUGGAGUAUUUUUUCUUAAAACCUUCCUUAUUUUCACGUAGUUGAAAGUUUGAGUCAUUGUGGUAAGGCAAGUUAUCACUCACACAUGAAUGGUAGAAAGGGAACAUACCUGUCUUCUUAUAUGUUUUUCAGCAAUAUUCUCAUUUCACGAAAUACAUACUGUACUUAAAUUAGGGCAGUCAUCAAUAAGGUUCUUCAGUCUGGGAAUAUGUAAUAUUAAAGUUUUACUUGACACACAAGCAAUACCUAUUAACCCUUUCACCCCUAUGUAACUUUAGUAGACUCUACCAUACAUUUAUCUGGGUGAGUCCAUUAUGGUCUACAGUGGUGAAAGGGUUAAACAAACUCACAAACGUUUCACGAUCGACUGGUCCCUUUGUCAAGCUUACUCAAAGCUUGACAAAGGGACCAUUGGUUGUUGAAACAUUGCGACAAGUUUAAUAUAUACAUUGUUUGUGUAUAAAGUAAAACUUUGAUAGGACUGUCAUAUUUUGCAAGCAUCAGUGAUCACAAUACACGCAUCGCAUGUUAGCACAACAGCUGUCUGUAAAUACAGAACACAGUGUGUUUAUGUUUAUUAGUUGUCAUAACUUUGCGCUUUUGAAUCAGCACAAUUGUGUCUAAAAUAUAAAAUUGCCAAUAGGAGAAUGAACUCGAUGAAAAGUACUUAGAUUAAAUCAUUAUUAAUUUGGUUGUCACCAACAAAGAUGUUUAUUGUACAUAUUAUCAUUAAUUGCUAAAUCCAAAAAUGCCACAAUCAUAUUAAAGACAUGAGCUUUAAUGUAUAUAGAUGCUAUUUUAACUUUUUAUCAUGUUUAUGGAUUUGUUGGAGAAUUUUGUUACAGAGUGAGUUCAGAUUCAGGAGAUAAGUUAUAUUUGCAUGAAUUCGCUGUUAAAAUAUUUGUUGUUGUCGCUUUGUUUUAUCUGUGAUAAGGCCAAACAAAAUAAUGUGUCUGUUUCAGGUAACAUGCCUGAAAAAAAUAGGAUAGGUUGACCUGUUUAUAUCAAACUUCACAAUACAUUUCCACAUAUUACAAUGGUAAUUUGUCACGAAUAGGGUCAGACUCCCUGAACAGGAAGAAA
This is a messenger RNA of Mizuhopecten yessoensis (Yesso scallop), 9260 nucleotides long. Its product is annotated as insulin receptor substrate 1-like. The record is from RefSeq and is a predicted model, not a curated record. Lineage: Eukaryota; Metazoa; Mollusca; Bivalvia; Pectinida; Pectinidae. The coding region runs from base 514 to 5244 and encodes 1576 amino acids. Gene Ontology annotation, molecular function: insulin receptor binding; phosphatidylinositol 3-kinase binding. Gene Ontology annotation, cellular component: plasma membrane; cytosol. The transcript is spliced from 10 exons. Gene Ontology annotation, biological process: insulin receptor signaling pathway.